AUGAAAUGCGGCAAGAACGAUCUCCUCUCGGUGGUGAAGGAGGUCAAACCUACAGUAUUGAUCGGGGUAUCAGCCCAGAGCGGAUUGUUUUCCUCUGAAGUCCUUCAAGCGAUGAAUGCCAACUGCGAGUACCCCAUCGUGUUCAGUCUGUCCAACCCGACCAAUUGCUGUGAGUGCACUGCUGAGGAGGCCUAUAGGGCCACUGACGGCAAGUGCUUGUUCGCCUCUGGAAGCCCCAUGCCGGCCUAUCGUAAUCAUCACACGCUGCAUUUCAUUCCGGCGCAAGCUAGCAACAUGUACGUGUUCCCUGGCAUCGGCUUGGCAGCGUCAACAGGGAAUCUCGCUACUAUACCGAACCAACUCUUUUACAUCGCCGCAAGAACGAUCGCGUCGAUGGUCACAGUGGAGGAGAUGAAGACGAGGACGCUUCUGCCGCCUAUGUCGAAGCUGAGGGAGACUGCCUGUAAAGUGGCCGCCCAAUGCAUCAUCUACGGGUCCAAGAAGGGGUUGACGAGAAUCCAAACACCUUUGGACGCUGAAGUGUUUGUUAAGUCCAAGAUGUGGUAUCCCGAGUGA
Messenger RNA from Perkinsus marinus ATCC 50983, 576 nucleotides. Its product is annotated as malic enzyme, putative. NCBI's taxonomy places the organism in Eukaryota, Perkinsozoa, Perkinsida, Perkinsidae. Gene Ontology annotation, biological process: pyruvate metabolic process; malate metabolic process. Gene Ontology annotation, molecular function: malic enzyme activity; NAD binding. The transcript has 6 exons. Bases 1 to 576 code for a protein of 191 amino acids. The record is from RefSeq and is a predicted model, not a curated record.